AUGGUAGCGACCGCCCCUCUGCUCCAACGCAUCUUCCGCAAACUAAAACCUCGACAAGGCAAACGAUGGCCACCAAGGCCAACAAAAGCAGCCCUAAAAGAAUUCAUGACAAGGACCCCAGCGACGGAUAUCAACAUCUGCCCCCCAGGUAGUACAGAUCCCUCCCUAGCAGUCCGCAACAGUAUGUUCUUCAACAAGCUCCCACCGGAGCUACAUCUGCAGAUCUGCGUGCUUGCAUUUGGAAAUGGGGUCGUGCAUGUUGAGGAUGAUGGCACGGACCGUUUAUCUAGGACGGCUUAUUUCUGUCCAUAUGCACUUGACUGGCGUUUGCCUCGGGAGAAUGAUUGCGGAGAUGUUGGUGCCCUUACGGUGUCUUCUUCGGAGAUGACCGCAAUGAGGCAACAGAAGCGGUCGAGCUUCUUCUCAAGUGAGCUGAUCGUGUGGCGCGGAAAUUGCUCUCGCCCCCCUUCUCGGUUGGAAAUGUUCGAAAUCGCUGUUAGGAAUGCUACGUUCCAGAGUCUUGUCAGUGCGCAGAGAAAGCAACAGACGACGGUCGUGCAAAAGAGCCCGCGCCAUCAGCAUGCAGGGCGCUUCUGGAGGAGUUUGGGGAAUGUUGAUGUUGAAGUUGAUGGAGCCAUUGCGGUGGGUCAAAUUGAUACGAAGGAGCUUGGAGGCGAGCGAUGCGAUGUUCGUGGUCGAAUAGCUAAUUCUGGUUGGCCAAUGAAACGACAUCUCGAUAAUUCUAUCCCAACGUCAAUGGAACCUCUCGAAGUCCCUGCAGAAGAACAUGGGGAGUUUGGCAUCAAACUAAAUAAUGACAAUCCCCUUCCCUUAGCAUGCGCUGCUCCUGCGGCAGACCAUUGGAUACUCGGCUUGCCCGUGAGAGCGGACGGACUCCAGGGCUGGGCAGGCAUUUUCCGCUUGGAAACACCAAUGUCAGGCCACAGCAACGGCCUUUAUCGGGUUGAGGCCGUAAAGGACAAGAUGCCACGUACAAACGGGGUGCACUCCCUAGGAAGGGGCGCAACUGGUCUUUUUCAGGACUUGUCAAGGGGGUGA
Paracoccidioides brasiliensis Pb18 is the source of this 1059-nucleotide messenger RNA. RefSeq lists its product as uncharacterized. The record is from RefSeq and is a predicted model, not a curated record. The transcript has 4 exons. Bases 1 to 1059 code for a protein of 352 amino acids.